Alternaria atra is the source of this 2391-nucleotide messenger RNA. RefSeq lists its product as uncharacterized. The record is from RefSeq and is a predicted model, not a curated record. Gene Ontology annotation, molecular function: oxidoreductase activity. NCBI's taxonomy places the organism in Eukaryota, Fungi, Ascomycota, Dothideomycetes, Pleosporales, Pleosporaceae. The transcript has 2 exons. Gene Ontology annotation, cellular component: cytoplasm. Bases 1 to 2391 code for a protein of 796 amino acids.
AUGCUGGUGCGAGACGCCGCCAUUAUCUCCCUCCUGCAAGAAUAUGCCAAGGGCCGUGUCGCUCAGAUGGCCGGCUUUCCCAAGCAAAUACCCAACACCUCAACAAAGAAAUGGGAGGAAUCGAUCCUUCAAGAUGCAGAGAUGCUCUACGCCCAAGCCCAUGCCAACGCCGCAAGCAAACGGAUGAACGCUAACAAAAUGGAGAAAGAUGCUCAGAAGACCACUGCUCUACUCGUCGGCGCGGGUAUCAUGAAUUUGAUGGCUGCCCAGCUCUUAGCUGGGCAUGGCUACCAAGUGCGCGUGGUGGACCAAGGGCCAGACCCUCGGUCUUGCGAGCCGAAAGACUGGACCUGCCUAGGCGUCACAAGCGGCGAUCACAAUGCUCGCAUGUUCACCAACACCGAAGCAGAUAACUACAAUGAGCAUGGCAGUGAGACCUACCGAGACAUGCAGUCAAUAUUCCGGAAGAGUGUUCGCGAUGGCGGAUGGAGCGUGAAGUUGCCCAAUGACUUUUCUAAAGAUGAAAAUGCCUGGGUCGAUGCUUUUGAGCGCAUCCCAGGCUGGAUGGCGGCAAAUUUCAAGAGAGACAUCCACGAGGUGAACUGUGAGUCCGGCAGGAUCUGGAAGGAAUGCAUGGAAACCAAUCCCCAGCUAUUCAGAGAUGUUGGAUUCCACAAGGACAUAAUACGCAUGUACGUGGAGCCAGUUGCCUUGGAUGCAUCCAUCAAGCUCAAUAGCAGGCUUGGUGCGCUUCUCCAAACCCCGUCUCCUGACGAGUUCCUGGAGGCAUAUCCCGGAUUCCGCCCCGCAGCCGAGUCGGGCCAUCUCGUGGGAGGCAUCACAGUAGACGGAUUCACGGUGAACAUCCACCUUUUCGUGACCAAGCUGGUGGAACACAUUACUGCUCUGGGCGGUGAAUUCCUGUGGAAUCGCGAAGUGCAGGGCAUUCAGCGCAAUCCUGAAGGCGAGGUGACCAUGCUGAAGUCAGAGAAGGGAGAUCUGGAAGCUGACUACUUCGUGUUGAGUCCCGGCACGGCGAAGAAUGCCCUGCUGAAUGGCACGGCCUGUGAGAAUUUGGUCCACGGCGUCCUGGGUAUAUGGUUGCAAAUCCCCAACCUGGACCCGCAGAUGCAAAAUUCUAUCAAAAUCCACCGACAUGCUCAUAAGGUAGAAGAUAUCAACAUCACCGUGGCCAAAGAUCCGGAAACUGAUGAAGACAUUCUCAUCUUCGGAGGUGGAUAUGGAUAUGUUGGCCUGGACCGUCCGGCACCAGACUCGCUGGAAAUGAAGGCCCUCUACGACGAACUGGAAGAAGUGGCACGUAUUUAUUUUCCGCGUGAUUAUGCCGAGGCGAAGAGGCGCGGCCCUAUGGCCAUGUACCCUGGCGGACACCGUAGAGUUUGCGUCCGGCCUUUCACGCCCACAGGUCUUGGGAUCUUUGAGAGGAUCCCCACAGCCCUUGGCGGCCAGCUGAUAAUUACCGGCGGCAACAACACAGGCGGGUUUGCACAGGCACCGGCUAUAGCGCGUGCGGUGUUGCGAUCACUUAUGGGCGAGGACGAUCCCAUCCAUGUGCUCUUCCACCCUGACCGCGGCAAGCUCCCUCCGGCCGUGGCCUACGAUUUCCAAGCUCCUUCCAGCGGUUUGGGACUCGGGGGCAGUGUGACUGCCGAGGCGCGGCAAUCACUGAGAUUGCUCCUUCUCUGCUCGGACGGUCCCCAGCACCGCUACCUACGCUAUCGUCUGGACCAAGCCUUUCCCGGCUACCGUUGCCUUCAGGAAACAAGCGAUGGGCAGGUUCGCAAAUUAAUGGACAAGGGCCGCAUCGUCGACGCGUGUUGGCAACAGUAUCACGGGCUUCGCCGCAGAUUCUUCGGCCACGAUCGUCAGCGCAAAUCCCACUUCGACCGCCUGGUACCGCAGGACCACGUCUCACCUGAACCGAACCUCGUAGUCGACAGCUUCUUCUUCGAUGAAGAAGGUGAAGGCGACCGGUGCAGCAACGUAAGCUUCGCUCUCCGAACAAAGGACGGUCCAAAGCUUAGUCGUGCAUUGCGUGACCGAAGCGACAAGCUUAUUCGCGGUCUUAAUGCAGCCAUUGAAGCUGGAGUCAAGGGAAGCUUCCACCCGGCGCGGGCCACCUUUAUUGAUACAGACGAGCAUAUUGGCUAUUAUCGCUUCUGCCAGCCUGGCCACAGUCUCUAUGACAAGUACUCUGGCGAUGGAGUCUACCUGUGGAACAUAUCCUCGACGGAUAUCACCUGGGGAAACGGACGUGCGAGUGAGGAAAACAACGAUGGUGGCGCAGUGGAAGUGCGCAAGUCGACAGAGGCUGAGUUCAAGAACUGGCUUGAGACUGGUCGAUUCACCAACGAUCCUCGCGAAAUCUAG